Cylindrotheca closterium is the source of this 1086-nucleotide messenger RNA. The record is from the annotation of a GenBank genome assembly. NCBI's taxonomy places the organism in Eukaryota, Bacillariophyta, Bacillariophyceae, Bacillariales, Bacillariaceae.
AUGUCUCGUCACGGUGAUAUCUCAAGCUCGGAAGACACAGUUGGAGUCUGUGUCUUCCAAUACCCCAUGCCUCGUCUUCAUACGAACGAAGAAGUCAUGGAAAAUGCCAAAAAGAUUUGCGAGGUUGUCAAGGGAGUCAAAAUGGGUUUGCCAGGUAUGGAUCUCAUUGUCUUUCCGGAAUAUUCCACUAUGGGGAUCAUGUACGAUCGUCAAGAAAUGUUCGAUACAGCUUGUGCGAUUCCUGGGCCUCUCACGGAUAUGUUCGGGAAGGCCUGUAAGGAGGCUGGCGUCUGGGGAGUCUUUUCCUUGACGGGAGAGCAACACGAGGAACAUCCCAAGAAGAACCCGUACAAUACCCUUGUUCUCAUCAACGAUCAAGGUGAGAUUGUUCAAAAGUAUAGAAAGCUCUUGCCAUGGACACCCAUCGAAGGUUGGACUCCAGGUAAUCUUGGAACGAUUGUCACAGAGGGCCCAAAAGGAAUGAAAGUAUCCAUGAUUAUUUGUGAUGAUGGCAACUAUCCUGAAAUCUGGAGAAACUGCGCCGUCCAUGGAGCAGAAUUGAUCAUUCGUCCUCAAGGAUACAUGUACCCAGCAAAGGAUCAACAAGUCCAAGUUUCCAAGACAAUGGCCUGGUGCAACAACGUGUACGUUGCGGUUGCGAAUGCAUCCGGAUUUGAUGGAGUCUACACAUACUUUGGCCAUUCCGCUGUUAUUGGAUGCGAUGGACGAACUCUAGGAGAAUGUGGUACAGAAGACAAUGGCAUCCAAUAUGCCCAAUUGUCUAUUUCGGAAAUCCGUGACAUGCGCAAGAAUGAUCAAUCCCAGAAUCAACUUUUCAAAUUGCUCCAUCGGGGAUACACUGGUGUCUACGCCAAUGGGGAUGGUUCCAAGGGAGUUGCUGAAUGUCCAUUUGAUUUCUACAAGACAUGGGUGAAUGAUCCAUUGGAGGCUCAACGAAUGGUCGAGAAGAUUACCAGACCGACCAUUGGCGUGUCGUGUUGCCCAGUGGCUGGUAUCCCUCAACCUUCGGAAGAACAUGAAGAACACGACAUUGCGGAACUUGCUCACGAGCUGAACCUUCAGUGA